AUGCUCUGGAGGAUCGCAAGGGUGCCUGGCAACGAGUUUGGCUGUGGGUGUGCACACCUAGCCAAGAAAUUUGUAAUUCAGUCUCAAUCGCGAUCUUUGCUCGUUGUGACGCACUCCCGUCGCAUUAGGGUUACUCCCUCUGUCGCCUACGCUCAUCCCUCCCGUCGCGUAAUCAUAUUCCCCCCCGUGGCCCACGCUCACUCCCCUCCCGUCGCCUUCGCUCUUUCCCCUCCAUCGUCCCACGCUCACUCCCUCGCGUCGUCUUCGCUCAUUCCCCCCCGUCGCCCAUGCUCACUCCCUACCGUCGUGUUCGCACACUCCCCUUCCGCCGCCCACGCUCACUCCCUCCCGUCGCGCUCGCUCACUCCCCUUCCGCCGCCCACGCGCACUCCGUCCCGUCGCGUUCGUCCACUCCCCUUCCACCGCCCACGCUCACUCCCCUCCCGUCGCGACUGUCCCCUCCGUCGCACACGCUCAUUCCUCUCAAACGCCCAUCUUCACUCCCCUCCGUCGCCCACGCUCACUCUCUCCCGUCGCCCACGCUCACUCCGACGGGAAGCACGCUCAUUUUCCAUCCGUCGCCCAUGCUCACUGCCUGUACGUCGCACACGCUCACUCCCCUCCGUCGCCCACGCUCACCCCCCCCCGUCGCCUUCGCUCACUCCCCUUCCGCCGCCCACGCUCGCUCCCUCCCGUCGCGUUCGGCCCCAUCCGUCGCCCACGCUCACUCCCCUGCCGUCGCCCAUCCGCCUCACCCCAUAUCCACCCCACCCCAUCUCCGCCUCACCCCAUCUCCGCCUCACCCCAUCUCCGCCUCACCCCAUCUCCGCCUCACCCCAUCUCCGCCUCACCCCAUCUCCGCCUCACCCCAUCUCCGCCUCACCCCAUCUCCGCCUCACCCCAUCUCCUCCUCACCCCAGCUCCGUCCGCGCGCACUCCCUCCCGUCGCGCGCGACAACUCCCCUUCCGCCGCCCACGUUCUCUCCCUCCCGCCCGCAUUCACUCACCCCCCUCGCUCGGCCACGCGAUUUCCCUCUUGUCGCCCACGCUCACACCACCCCGCCGCACACACUCUCCCCCCAUCCGUCGCCCACGCUCACUGCCCGUACUCCGCACACGCUCACUUCCCUCCGUCGCCCACGCUCACCACCUGCCCCUCGCCUUCUCUCAUUCCCCUCCGUCGCCUAUGCUCCCUCCCCAUCCCUUCCCUCCCCAUCCCUUCCCUCCCCAUCCCUUCCCUCCCCAUCCCUUCCCUCCCCAUCCCUUCCCUCCCCAUCCCUUCCCUCCCCAUCCCUUCCCUCCCCAUCCCUUCCCUCCCCAUCCCUUCCCUCCCCAUCCCUCCUCUCCCCGUCCCCUCCUCUCCCCGUUCCCUCCUCUCCCCAUCCCCGCCUCCCCAUCCCCGCCUCCCCAUCCCUUCCCUCUCCAUCCCCCAUCUCCCCAUCCCUCACCUCCCAGUCUCUCAUCUUACCAUUCCUCUUCUACCCAUCCCUCACCUCCCCAUCCCCGUUCCGCCCCACCCCAUUCCGCCCCAAACCCAUCCCUCCUCACCUUUCCCCAUCCCUCCUCUCCCCAUCCGUCCUUUCCCCAUCCGUCCUCCUCACCCCAUCUCCUCCUCACCCCAUCUCCUCCUCACCCCAUCUCCUCACCCCAUCCCCUCAUCACCCCAUCUCCUCCUCAUCCCUCCUCUCCCCGUCCCCUCCUCUCCCCAUGCCCUCCUCUCCCCGUCCCCUCCUCUCCCCGUCCCCUCCUCUCCCCGUUCCCUCCUCUCCCCGUCCCCUCCUCUCCCCGUCCCCUCCUCUCCCCGUUCCCUCCUCUCCCCGUCCCCUCCUCUCCCCGUUCCCUCCUCUCCCCGUUCCCUCCUCUCCCCGUCCCCUCCUCUCCCCCUCCCCUCCUAUACGCAUCCCCUCCUCUUUCAAACCCAUCCUCUCUUGGUUUUUCCUCACCCCAUCCCUUCAUCUCCCCAUCCCCUCCUCACCCCAUCCCCUCCUCUCUCCAUCCCCUCCUCUCCCCAUCCCCUCCUCUCCCCAUCCCCUCCUCUUCUCAUCCCCUCCUCUCCCUGCCCCCUCUUCUUCCCAUCCCCUCGUCUCCCUGUUCCCUCCUCUUCUUAUCCCUUCCUUCCCCCAUCCCGUUGCCCCUUUCCUCCAUGUCUCUUCACUUUGUUCCCCCCGUCCUCCUUCCUCAUUCCUCCCUGCCACCCUUUCUCCUCCCCUCUUUCCUCCCCAGCCUUUCUUCCUCCCCUCCCUUCUGCUUCUCUCCCCCCGUCCUCCCUACCUCCCUUCCCCCAACCAUCACUAA
Closterium sp. Yama58-4 is the source of this 2295-nucleotide messenger RNA. NCBI's taxonomy places the organism in Eukaryota, Viridiplantae, Streptophyta, Zygnematophyceae, Desmidiales, Closteriaceae. The record is from the annotation of a GenBank genome assembly.